This is a messenger RNA of Sceloporus undulatus (fence lizard), 1044 nucleotides long. Its product is annotated as C-reactive protein-like. The record is from RefSeq and is a predicted model, not a curated record. NCBI's taxonomy places the organism in Eukaryota, Metazoa, Chordata, Lepidosauria, Squamata, Phrynosomatidae. Gene Ontology annotation, biological process: innate immune response. The transcript has 2 exons. Gene Ontology annotation, molecular function: complement component C1q complex binding. Bases 198 to 926 code for a protein of 242 amino acids.
CAUCUUUGCUGGGAAAGCCCCAGAGAAGUAGACUUUCAGGAAAUGCGGUCUUGUGGCUGUCAGUUCAAGGAUGAAUUCAGAGAAACAUUCAAAAGUUUCACAAUUGGGGGAUCGGUUUGACUUGGGAAAGAAGUCGCCAAUAGAAAUAAAAGGCAGAGCCUGUUUUUACCUUCCAGCUUGUUCUGUCUAGAAGCAGAAUGGCAACCCUUUAUCCGUUCCUUCUCAUCCUUGCCAGUCUAUUGGGGUCCCUUGGCCAAGAAGAUCUCCAGAAGAAGGCGUUCGUCUUCCCCAUAGAAACAAAUAGCGCCAGCGUGGUCUUGAAGGCUCCUCUCCAACAGCAACUGACCAGCUUCACCAUAUGCCUGAGAUACUACACGCUCCUGACCCGCGAAUACGGACUCUUCUCCUACGCCACAAAGACACGAGACAAUGAGCUCCUACUCUUCAAGCCCAAACCCAACCAAUAUAGACUUUAUCUUGGGGGGGCCUCUGUAACCUUCGUCCUCCCAGAAAAGAAGAACGCAAAGCCUGCUUGGGAGCACAUCUGCAUGAGCUGGGAGUCUGCCACAGGAAUAGUGGAACUGUGGUUGGAUGGGGAACCAUUGCCCCGAAUGGGGCUUCAGAAAGGUUACUCUAUCAGUCCCGAGGCAUCUAUUGUACUUGGGCAAGAUCAGGACUCCUUUGGGGGUGGCUUUGCUAUCAACCAAUCGCUUGUAGGGGAGAUGAAGGAUGUGUAUAUGUGGGAUAGGGUUCUGACUGCGGACGAAGUGCAGCUAGUCUUGCAAGAUCGCAGUCUUUCCAACUAUCUGAUCAAUUGGAGAUCCUUAAACUAUGAAAUCAAGGGCUAUGUUGUUCUUAAGCCCCACUUGAUUUCUUCUAGAGUUAUGUACUUCCCUUCUCCUUUACCCGGCCCGUUUGGCGUCUAAGUUCAGACUAAGACAAUGAUGCACAAAAAGAGAGCGGUCUUUAAUGCAAGAUGUUUUUAUUAUUAUUUGUUGUAUAUAUACACAAUCCAAGCUAUUAAAAAAAUUUUAAUCUGCGGUA